UCUCAUCACUGCCUUAUUAUCGCACACACACUGUCACGUGCUCGUGGGUCGCACACGCUGCAGCAGAAUGCGCAGUUCGUUGCUUGCCUUCUCACUACUUCUGGUGACGGCGUCCCAGAGUAGCGCCUCGCCACCCCAGAGGGCGGCGCUCAACUUCCUGGCGCGGCUGAACUACCUGACGCAGCUGGCAGCCUCCACGUGCAGCCAAGCCGGGCAGACCAUCUGCAAUGCGGCCUGCACACAGGUGAUCCUCUGCGUGUCAGACGGGCAGGGAGGCUUCCAGGAGGUGCCACAGGAGACUUGCUCCUCGGACACGAGGUGCAGCGCCGAGCAGGGGGCGUGCGUGGAGGGCGCCACGUCCUGUGGCAGCAGCCCGGGCAGCAGCAUCUACUGCACCGAGUUCGGCUACUUCCCGGACCCUUACGACUGCACCGUCUACCACAUCUGCCUCGCCGCCAACGUCCAGUCCACGCCGUACCAGUGCGCGGACGGCUACGCCUACAAUCCUCUCACGAGUGAGUGCAGCUUCCGGACGACGGACUCCGUCUGCACGAAUGGCCCCGUCCCUGCCUGCAUAAGUGCGGGUCAGACUGGAGCACUGGACACCGAUCCUAGCAUGUACUACGUCUGCACGGCAGAUGCUAACGGAGUACUCACUCCCCUGCUCUACAAGUGCCACAACGGAAAGGUUUAUGACCCUGAAACUUAUAGCUGUGUCGACCCCACAUCUAGCCCAGGACAGGAGACUACUGCGACCACAAGCACCGGCACGAGCACAGUCACCACCACCACCCCCAGCACGCCCAUCCCAGGAACUUUCUGCUCGCCGCCGCUGGCCAGGCUCCCCGACCCGGACGACUGCACGCGCUACUACGAGUGCAGCGAGCACUGGACGUGGGUGCACGGCGCCUGCACGUGGGGCACCUACUACAACCCCGUGCACCAGCAGUGCGAGCUCGGCUUCUGCUGAACGCGUCGCCAGCCUGCUGCGCUAAAGUCAACUGUAUCGCUACAGGCCAUCUCUAGUUCUUCACAGUUAACAGCAUCUUGUCACGAAUAAAUAUGUUGUAAAACUUGUU
Molecule: messenger RNA, 1079 nt
Organism: Schistocerca americana (American grasshopper)
Lineage: Eukaryota; Metazoa; Arthropoda; Insecta; Orthoptera; Acrididae
Exons: 5
Coding region: 68-970 (300 amino acids)
Cellular component (GO): extracellular region
Molecular function (GO): chitin binding
Source: RefSeq, a predicted model, not a curated record